GGAAUGACUGCGUUAGUCAGUUCGUAUAGACGGGAUUGAACGCUCUCAAAAGCGCAUAGGCAUGGGCAUGGGCAUGGGUAUGUUUCUUGUUUCUUGUUCUUUUUCUCGUAUUCUGGUCGGGGACCGCGGGGUGUGGAAUCAUGAUGGGAAAACUUACCACGCCACUGGAAGAGGAGGAGGAAGUCUAUUUGCGUUGCGAAUGGUGGUUUGUUUUUGGGGCUACAUUUGGGCGGGGGGGCAUUUGUUGGGUUUGUUGUUUGGCAUUACGUUUGAAGAUAUUACUACUAGUCGGGAUGGGGGUCAUCUGUCCUGAUGGGACGGUAUCUGUGGUGGGUGUCCCAUCUGGGUAGCGAGUAUCUAGGGGUAAUGGAGUAAUCUAUAAAGAAGCUCGAGAUGGAAUGGAUGCAUAGUUAUUUGUCGAACAGGGUUUCUUGCCUGGGG
Messenger RNA from Aspergillus brunneoviolaceus CBS 621.78, 441 nucleotides. RefSeq lists its product as uncharacterized. The coding region runs from base 62 to 313 and encodes 83 amino acids. The transcript has a single exon. NCBI's taxonomy places the organism in Eukaryota, Fungi, Ascomycota, Eurotiomycetes, Eurotiales, Aspergillaceae. The record is from RefSeq and is a predicted model, not a curated record.